AUGGCGUGUCAGCAUCUCCAGCUGGUUGUCCGUCUGAGAAAGGAUGGGUUUCCAGCAAACGACAACCACAACAACUCGAGUGCGCUGCGCAGCACCAUGCUGCUGCCCGUUCCACCCAAGUUCUUUCCUCCUGUGAAGCUGAAUGAGGAUGACGAGUCGCACUUGCGGCGCCUGGCCAAGGAGAAGCUACGAGGGAUGCAGGAUUUGCUACAAGGACGGUACUCGCAAAUGAUGAAUUGGGUCCCAUGUGAGGAGAAAGGACAAGCGACGUCUCUCGACGGACCGCAAGUGAUGAAGACCCACUUCAUCGACAUGGAGAACAAUUCCCAGCGCGCCCAUGCGUGCAUGUUGUAUCGGUCGACGAUCGUCGUCAACGCGUCCUUUUCCGAGGUGAUGAAUGCGAUCGCCUCGUGCAAGACGGACGAGUACCGCAAGCAAAUGCGAGGGCUGUAUGGCUCCGACUUUGUCGACGGCGUGUGCCUGCACAAACUUCCGCAAACCAAGCAAAACCGACCCGCGUACUUUUACACAGCGCUCAAGUGGUGUGUGCUGCAGCCCCCGUCCAAAGUGAACGGCCUCGGCAGCGACUUUUGCUUUCUCGAGUAUGCGGGCAUCCACAAGGAAACUGAAGUCAACGAAAAGAUGGGGUUCUGCAUCCAGCAAAGCGUGUCCAUGGACAGUGAAGUGCCCGACUUUGCACACUACGGCCUCCAGCGCGACACAUUCCAGCGCACGGGGCUGCUCGUGACGGCCACCGGCCGCGAACACACGGUCCGGCUCACGUCGUUCUGCCAGAUCCAAAACGCCCGGCUGCAACCCGCGCACCCGCGGGACCUCGAGCUCAUGAUGUUUCGGCGCGUGGCGGCGGUGCGCGACUUCGCCAUGUACCUGGAGCGAGGUCGGUUGGGCAAGAUGCAGUUUGUCGAGCGCUGGCGGUGGAUUCCAGACACGGACCGGCGGACAUGUGCCGUGUGCCUCAAGAUGUUUCUGUUUCGACGCAAACAUCAUUGCCGCCAAUGCGGCGAAGUGGUAUGCAACAUGUGCUCGCCCCAUCGGGAGAUCGACGCGACCAACAUUGGCCUCACCCGCGUGCGCAUUUGCACCAUUUGCAUGAUGCGCGCUCGAAGUGACCAAGCAAUUCCGGAUGACCACUGCGGCAGCUCCGUGUUCACUGUCAACGUUGACCCGAGCGUGGUCGAGUUUUUGCAGUCGCCGCCGCACAAGGGCGGCCGCGAACAUGACGACGAUAACGACGACGACGAAGCAUUUGACCGACAAGACAGCGACGAAGACGAUGAAACGAGGCUCGUCGUGGCUCGACGUACUACUUUGCAACAGCAGCGAACGGCGUUGGCUUACGACACGAUGCAUCGAUCCAAGCAGCAGGCGACCACACCUACAUUUGCCCCGACCCCCAGCAAUAACAGCAACAUGCUUGCGAGCACGCCGCGCCCCGUGCUCGAGUUCGACGACGACGACGACGCCGACUCGGACUUUGUGCCGGUGGUGCUGCCGCCUCCUCCCGAACGACGCACGUCGAGCAACAUGCGGCCGUCGCCCCCGUUUCCACAGCCCAACAACUCUCAUCCCCAGAGUAACAACCAUCGCCUCUUGACAUUUCCCCACCCGCAGCAUACCCUUUCCGCGUACAGACCCCAGCAGCCGCCGCAGUUGGCGCAGUUUCCAUAUCCAUCCUCAUUCAACCAGGCCAGCGACAUGGAGUCCACCGUGAGCUUUCAAACCAACGCCACCGACGACACCGAGUGUCCAUAUGCGACCCAAAACUAUGGCAAACUCAUGCACGAGUUUGACCAGCCCCCCCCUCCCCAGCAGCCCCCCCACUCCCCCCACCCCCACAACAACAACUCUGUCGACCACGCCUUCGGUACCAACUUGUCCAGCAAUCGCAGCAACCCACCGCUGCCCACCCGACGACCCCCCCCUGUUGACAACCUGAGCAACUUUACCCUGCAACUCCAGAUUUCCGAAGCUACCCAUCCUACCCCACCUGGCCCCCUCACGAUGACUUCAGCCGGCACGACCGUGUGUCGGCCGCCCCUGACGUCCAACGUAGACCCGCCGCAGUCCCUCCCGCCAACCCUCACGGACAGCAUGAAAGCCAGCCUCUUGGCCCGCCAAGUGUUGCUUAAAUCUCGCGAUCGAAGCGAAUACACGGCGACGCGACCCCCCGCAUCGGGUCGAACCAGCAAAGUCCGCAGCUUGAGCCAUCAUGAACAGCCCACGACAACGACGACAAACCAGCCACAAACACAAACAACUCCCCGCCCCAACUCGACGUCGAUGGAACCCCCGUCCUCUUCCCCCCCCCACGACGAUAAGGACAGUAACGACGACGAUGACAUCGUCGUCCUCCACGCCUCCCUCGCGUUUGCCCGACUCAACCAACGGCCGACGUCCACCACUGGCCCAAACAAAGCCAUCGACCUAGCACUGGACUUUCUCACUGUGGACAUCCCCCUCCUACCCGACCGCCUUCACGUCCUGCGCUCCCUUGAGCUCUUGCUCACGGCGAUCCUCGACGAACAUCCCGAUUGCCUUCGCAUUGACGACAGAUCUAGCUACCGCCCCCUCGUCGCAGCCUACCCGUCCGUCCAGCAUGUCCUGCGCGCCGUCGGAUACACGUCGUCAUCUGCGACAAGUUUGGUGCUGUCGUUGGACCAGGUCGACCAGAGCGUAGUUAGCCACGCCCUGGCCAGUGUCAAGCGUCGAAACAGAGGGCCGUAACACUACUUUUGAUUGGUUACCAAGCAUCUACUGUACAUUGUCCUCCCCCACCACCGUGAAUCGUUAGGAUCUCCCAUCCCCCGAAUCACUUCCGUCCUUGAUAUGUCUUGCUCCUCCAGACAUUACAGAUCGAUCCCCUUUGCAAUCCGUCGAGUUAUUCGUGCAAUAGUUAUUA
Molecule: messenger RNA, 2920 nt
Organism: Aphanomyces astaci
Lineage: Eukaryota; Oomycota; Saprolegniomycetes; Saprolegniales; Verrucalvaceae
Exons: 11
Coding region: 1-2745 (914 amino acids)
Molecular function (GO): metal ion binding
Source: RefSeq, a predicted model, not a curated record